Messenger RNA from Medioppia subpectinata, 569 nucleotides. The record is from the annotation of a GenBank genome assembly. NCBI's taxonomy places the organism in Eukaryota, Metazoa, Arthropoda, Arachnida, Sarcoptiformes, Oppiidae.
AUAAAUAGAAAUUAUUCAUAAAAGCAGAUAUUUUGAUGCAUAUAUUGAUUACCGGCCGCUAAAACAUUAUGCGCGCACAUGUGUUAGCACACCGUUAGCACAGAAUAUGUAAUUACAUACCAGUGCUGAGCUUAUUUCAAGGCAUUCAACAAUUAUAUCCAACACACAAACACAUAGACACAGUUACCUACCAGUCCUUGAUCUUGGCAUUUAUUGAGACAAUAUAAGGGGCGAUAUUGUGUUACAUUUAUGCUAAUACCUGGCUAUUAGACCAUAGGAUACACAACUUUAGUGUUACUUAUAAUUAUUAUUCAGUAAUAAUAAUGGCGUUCAGUAACCAAAAAACAUUAACAGCGGUGAAGAUCGGUCUGGAAGUGCUGUAUGUGUUGGCAAUCAUUGGCUGUAUAUUUUUGAUAGUGGUUUGUGGUAUAGCGUUGGGCGCCAGCGAUAAGGACCGACAGGAAAACAAUAUUAAUAAAGACCAAGUGACCGCCGCACUGGUCAUCGCGGCGUUAGGGUUAGUAAUAUCUAUCGUGGGUUUGGUGGGCAUUGUCAAGGAAAACAAAUGC